GAUGAGGUCCUCCACCGAGGACCGGAGGGUGGAGCCCGGGUCCGAGGUCAGCCAACGCGGGGGUGGGUCGAGGCGCGGCUUGGACGCCCUCAAGUCGACGGCCGGGGCAGUGACCAGAGUGCGGCCGAGCCUCGACGACCCCGGACGAAGCUUGGUGGUCUCAGCGCCCGGGUCGCCGAGCGAGGUGACCGGCCGGCUCCGGACCACGACCAGGGCCAGCAUGGAGAGGUGGCGCGACCGGCUGGCACUGGUGACAGGAGCCUCGGGGGGCAUCGGCGCGGCGGUGGCCCGGGCCUUGGUACAGCAGGGCCUGAAGGUGGUAGGUUGUGCCCGCACCGUGGGCAACAUCGAGGAGCUGGCUGCUGAAUGUAAGAGUGCAGGCUAUCCCGGGACUUUGAUCCCCUACAGAUGUGACCUGUCCAAUGAGGAGGACAUCCUCUCCAUGUUCUCAGCUGUCCGCUCCCAGCACGGUGGCGUGGACAUCUGCAUCAACAACGCCGGCCUGGCCCGGCCCGACACCCUGCUCUCAGGCAGCACCAGCGGUUGGAAGGACAUGUUCAAUGUGAACGUGCUAGCCCUCAGCAUCUGCACACGGGAAGCCUAUCAGUCCAUGAAGGAGCGGAACGUGGAUGACGGGCACAUCAUUAACAUCAACAGCAUGUGUGGUCACCGAGUCCCAUUCCAGUCUGUGAUCCAUUUCUAUUGUGCGACCAAGUAUGCUGUCACUGCGCUGACUGAGGGACUGAGGCAAGAGCUUCUGGAGGCCCAAAGCCACAUCAGGGCCACGUGCAUCUCUCCAGGAUUGGUGGAAACACAGUUCGCCUUCAAACUCCACGACAAGGACCCUGAGAGAGCAGCUGCCACCUAUGAGUGCAUAAAGUGUCUCAAACCUGAGGAUGUGGCUGACGCUGUCAUCUAUGUCCUCAGCAGCCCCCAACAUGUCCAGAUUGGAGACAUCCAGAUGAUGCCCACGGAGCAGGUGACCUAGUGUCCUGUGGGGAGCUCCUGCUUCCCAUCCCUCCUUCCUCUGAAGUUUAGGUGUUGAUUUCUGGACCUUGGAUCCCACUUUCUUUUAUGACCUCCACCAAGGGCUACAAAAUUUGUCUUGUCAAAUUAUGUCCAUUGCAGAUGUGAAGACACAGGCUGAGGAGAGGAGGCAGUCCCUGAUGGUUAACAAGUCACCUCUUGUUCUAGGUCCCCCUAGGACUCCCUUCUUUGCCUUUGUCUGCUCUCCUCAUUCUCUUUCCCUUCACCUAGGAAAGGGGAUGUGGCCAAAAGAGGGGCUUCCCCAUCUUGAACCCCAAUCACUGUACCUCAGGAAUGGUGUGUCAGGGACCAGCUACUUCCUCUGUGGCUUUCUAUCUGUAUGGUUAUACAGGGCUCCAGGCUUCCUUCUCUCCCUGACCCACUGCCCUUCCUCUUCCCCUUUCCCAACUCUCCAGCCCAGUCUUGGCUUCUUGCUCCCUGGGGGUUAUCACUCCAUUUUGACUAUGGCUACAGAAUACCAGGGUCUGGCUCCCAGUAGUUUUAACUGUGAUAAUUAAAAAAGAAAAAUCACAACCAACAUA
Molecule: messenger RNA, 1568 nt
Organism: Perognathus longimembris pacificus (Pacific pocket mouse)
Lineage: Eukaryota; Metazoa; Chordata; Mammalia; Rodentia; Heteromyidae
Gene: Dhrs11
Product: dehydrogenase/reductase 11
Exons: 7
Coding region: 2-988 (328 amino acids)
Source: RefSeq, a predicted model, not a curated record